AUGAAAUUAUCGAGGCGGUGGUGUAUGGUCCUCACGGAGAAGAGCAAAAAAUGUUGGGGUGUUUUGUGUGGGACCGAGGUGCGGCCCGAGGUGCGGCCCGAGGUGCGGCCCGAGGUGCGGCCCGAGGCGCGGCCCGAGGUGCGGCCCGAGGUGCGGCCCGAGGUGCGGCCCGAGGUGGGGCCCGAGGCGCGGCCCGAGGUGCGGCCCGAGGUGCGGCCCGAGGUGCGGCCCGAGGUGCGGCCCGAGGUGCGGCCCGAGGCGCGGCCCGAGGUGCGGCCCGAGGUGCGGCCCGAGGUGCGGCCCAAGGGUCCAAGACCACUUGACAAGGGUCCAGGACCACUUGACAAGGGUCCAAGACCACUUGACAAGGGUCCAGGACCACUUGACAAGGGUCCAGGACCAUUUGACAAGGGUCCAGGGUCACUUGACAAGGGUACAGGACCACUUGACAAGGGUCCAGGACCACUUGACAAGGGCCCAGGACCACUUGACAAGGUCGUCACAAUCACCAUAUCGUGA
Messenger RNA from Procambarus clarkii (red swamp crayfish), 519 nucleotides. The record is from RefSeq and is a predicted model, not a curated record. NCBI's taxonomy places the organism in Eukaryota, Metazoa, Arthropoda, Malacostraca, Decapoda, Cambaridae.